ACACCCCUGUUGUUACAACGCCCACCCCCUGUAAACAACCCAAGUGAAGUGCAGUGUUGACGUGUGUGGCUCGAUUACGGAUAUACCACGACAAGCGCUUGCGAGCACGCUAAAAUGCAUUAGAUUCAGCCUAAUUGCACAUCAUUAUAUUAUUAUAAGUUAUACAUGCUGUGCAAGCGUGGGAUGGUUGGUCUGAAAAUAGCAUAACAUUAGCAAACAACGCGUAACACAAGUCAAUGUUACGUCACGUGGUGUGAGUAGGGCGGCCAUCUUUCUCUGAAAACACAAACAACAAGAGUAAGGAGCAGACUUCUCGACUGGACAUCAACACGCAGCGACCGUAGGAGAGGGGGUAAACAAAUCAAACAUUGAACACGACUUCAUGAGAGUAUCAGUACCAUUCUGUUGGAGGAGGAUGUUUACAGAAAGAGAAAGGAAACCAAUGCAUAUGAAUUAAAACCGAAGAUUGUACAGAACAAAACGUAUUUAAAAAUAAAUAAAUAAACUCCAUUAAUUCAAAGCAGUUUGAAGGGAGGUGGACAAGAAUCAAAGGUGUCGUCACCUAGAGGGUCAGUCAAGCCACAUUUCAGUCGGAGAGGAAACGACAGGAGAGAAAAGCAGGAGAGGAGGAGGGAGAGAGUCGCGUCUGCUCCUGGCAGCUGUUUCAGCAGCCUGUUCUGUUUUCCCCUGCGUUUUGAUUUAAAUCGAGAUUAAUCUUCUUUUUUUCCCAUGUCAAAUGUGAUAUUACUGCUGUUGUCGUAAUCAUUAUUGUUACUAUCGAGUAUUUUAUUUUGUUUGUUUUCGUCAACUCGUUUUCGGAUUAUUCCAGUUUCUUGUUGUUGUUUUUUUUUCUACAACUUUUUUUCCCCAGUUGUGAGCAGAGGCUUCUUCCAAACUGUCCUCAUAUCCAUACCAGUACUCUAUCCCCUAUACACACCUGAAACAGGCAGCUAUUCUCUAUCUCUGUGUGUGUUGGGGAGCUCUGUUACCACAGCUGUGUAAGCACCACUCAGCCUUCUCACUCAGCCUUCUCACUCAGCCUUCUAAGCCAGUCCUAGCCUGGUCCAGCGAAGUCCAGCCUGGUCCACUCUUCUGGACAGGAUAUGGUCUGAUGUUGGCUAGGCUACUUUGAAGCAAGAUACUCAGCUCUGUAAAGACGUGAGGAAUAUGACUGCUGAGACACUUAACUUCGGCCCAGAAUGGCUCCGUGCACUAUCCAGUGGGGGGAGUGUGACGUCCCCCCCUCCUUCCCCCGCCAUGCCAAAGUACAAGCUGGCCGAGUAUCGCUACGGCCGAGAGGAGAUGUUAGCACUUUAUAUCAAAGAGAACAAGGCCCCAGAGGACAUGCAGGAUAAAGAGUUUGCUGCUAUUCUGCAAGAUGAGCCCAUGCAGCCGCUGGCACUGGAGCCUCUCACUGAGGAGGAGCAGAGGAACUUCUCCAUGUCUGUGAACAGCGUGGCUGUGAUGAGGCUCAUGAGUAAAGGAGGUGGAGUCGCCCCUGCGGGCAUGGCCCGAGGCAGAGGCACCACACGAGGAGGAGGCCGAGGGCGAGGCCGGGGAGAGAGUGGAGGAUUCUACCAAAGAAGUAUUGAGGAGGGAGAGGUGGGCUUCGGCCGCGGAGCCAGAGAGAUCUAUCGCAGCCAGAGCUGGGAUGACAGGGGCGAGAGGCGUUUUGAGAAGCCUGCGCGUGCCAGGGAGGGGGUACGUGUUGGAUUAGAGGAGGUGACGGGUGUACCUGUGCCGGGGGUGCCGAGGAAGGACUACACACGGUCUGACAGUGAGAACUGGCGUACCCUCAGAGAGGAGCAGGAGGAAGUGGAAGGGGCCGACCCAGGAGGCAGCUGGAGACUGGCCGCAGCACGUAGAUUAGAUGAUGGAGGCCCAAGGUCUGCAGGCUGGCGGGAGCACGACGGUCCGGUUGAGGGGCGUCGCAGGAAGUUUGAGUUUGACUUCGGCGGAGGUCGCAGGCGGGCCGGGAGUGAAGGGUUAGAUGACGACAGAGACGGACUGCCUGAGUGGUGCACUGAUGAAGAGGACGGAGAAAUGGGCACCUUCGACGCAUCCGGCGCUUUCCUUCCCCUAUCCAAGGAUGAGGAGUUUGACUUCCAAGGGAUAGAGGAGGAGGAAGAGAGCCUGUCUGGCAUGGAGAGGAUCAUGAAUGGAGGACAGAGAGUUGACGUCAAGGAAUCAGCCAGUGACGGGGAGGUGAAGAACAGAACCAGUCCCCCCUCCUCCUCUGCCCCUCCAGCCCUGGGCCUCAACCCCCCCAUGCCCCAGCUCUCCCUCACAGUGGCUGAGCUGGAGGCCUCUCAGAUGGCCGACAGCCACCCUCUUCCUGCUCUGCUCCCUGCUCCUGCUCCUGCUCCUCUCGCUGUUCCUGUCCCUGCCAAGGCCAGCAAGAUGCCAAGUGAAGUAGUUCCUGAAGGAUCACCAGCAGAGGACUCCACCACCCAGCAGAACCCCAGCACCUCCUCCAGUCUGCCUUCCCCCCCUCCCUCUGUCUCCUCCUCCUCCUCUGCUGCUACUCACCUCCCCCUGCCACCAGGGGGUGACACCGAGGAUGACGAGGGCAUGAAGCACCUGCAACAGGAGGCAGAGAAGAUGGUGGCGUCCCUGCAGGACACAUCUCUUGAGGAGGAGUGUUUUACCCAGACGCUGCAGGAGAGCAGAAACACAGCCUCCGCCCUGCCCCUCUCCCACGACGCUGCCAUGAAGUGGUUCUACAAGGACCCACAGGCAGAGAUCCAGGGUCCGUUCACCACCCUGGAGAUGUAUGAGUGGUUCCAGGCGGGCUACUUCUCCAUGUCUCUGCUGGUGAAGAGGGGCUGCGACGAGGGCUUCCAGCCGCUGGGCGAUGUCAUCAAGAUGUGGGGGCGCGUGCCUUUCGCCCCCGGGCCCUCCCCACCGCCCCUGCUGGUGAGACCUCCACCACCGCGCCCUCAGCCGCUGCCACCCCGGGGUCCUGCUGGUAACAUGGAUCAGGACCGUCUGAAGAAGCAGCAGCAGCAGGACUUGGCAGCAGCCGCUCUCUAUCAGCAGCUCCAGCAGCAGCAGCAGCUAUUCCAGCUCAUCAACAGGUGUGGAGAACAGGGUAUGAUGCCUUCUGUGAACAGGUCGAUGUCAGUGCCAGAUACAGGGUCCAUGUGGGACAUGCAUACCUCAGCUUCACAGCAAUCAGGCGGUGAAGCCAGUUUAUGGGACUUAACAAUGAAUUCUUCAACUCAGGGUCCAACACUCGAACAGCUUCAGAAGCUCCAGCAGGAUAGGAGGGAGGCUGAACUCAGGACAAAGCGCGAAGAGGAGGAGCAGCGCAAGAGGAGAGAGGAGAAAAGGAGGCAGCAGGAGGAGCAGAAGAGGAGGGAGGAGGAGGAGAUCUUCAGACGCAAACAGUGUCGCCAGCAGCAGGAGCUGAUCAUGAAGCUGCUCCAGCAGGCCCCUCAGCAGGGCUCAGGCUCCGGGGUGGGGUCUGGCUGGGGCACUGGGGGCCUCAACAAGCCAGGGGCCAAGGGCCUCAGUCUGCUGGACAUGCAGGAAGCCGAGAGGCUUCUCAAACAGCAGCAGAGAGCCCAGCAGCAACAGAGGGAACGCCAUCAAGGCAUGUCCAUGGGUCAGUGGGGGGACGGAGGUGCUGUCCCAGGGGGCCUGUGGGGAGGCGGAGGGGGGAUGGAGGGUAAGGCUGGAGGCGGAGGGGCCAUGGGUCUGUGGGAGGAGGCGGUGAAGAACCAGUCCAGAGGUGGCAGCAUGCAGGGUCUGAAGAACAGCCGCAGCAGCCCCUCACUCAGUGAGCAGUAUAUGUUAAGUCGUAGGAAGCAGCGUACGGAUGAGGAGGACAAGCUGCUGAAGCUGCUGCAGGGCAUCAAGACGCCUCAGGACGGGUUCACCACCUGGUGUGAACAGAUGCUGCAUGCCCUCAACACCCAAGCCAACAACACCUCCUCCCCACUGGACGUGUCCACCAUCGUGGCGUACCUGAAGGAGGUAGAGUCUCCCUACGAGGUGUUGGACUUUAUCUGCUCCUACCUGGGAGACACCAUGGAAGCCAAAGAGUUCGCCAAGCAGUUCCUGGAGCGCCGUGCCAAACAGAAACAGAACCAGAAGAGGCAGCAGGAGCAGCUAUCAAAGGAAGUAGCAGGGCUGACCAUGAACAACUUCCCUCUGCAGGACUCCAUGCGGGGCGUGAACCCCAGCGCACUGCAGUCUAUGUUCCAGGCGGCCCACAUGGCUAAGGGAGGGAUGUACGAUGCCCAGGGGGGCAUGAAGAAGAAGAAACAGCCCGUGAUGCUGCAGUCUGACCCCAGCAUCCUAGGCUACUCGUUCCACAACGCGGGCGAGCGUCUGAGCCUAAAUGAGAUGGAGAUGGUGGAGGAUUACUGAUCCAGAUCUGAUCAGCAGCGGCAAUAGCUACUACCCGAGGCCUUCUGUCUACUAAUCAGACAAACCUGAUGACGAAUGUGCACUGCUAGGGGAUGGGGGGGGGGGGGGCUCGUAUGGGGACAGGAAGGAGAGGAUUGUUUCACUGACCCCCCCCCAACAACAAAAAAGAGUAGGGCUCCUCUUCCUAAAUCGUUCACUUGAGUGGGUGGAUGAGGUGAAAGGGGGUGUGAUGGGUAUCCCUUGGCACUUGUAAGACUAAGCACCUUAAACUGAACUAAUGCACUUUAUUAUUAAGUUUGAAUCAUUUUUUUUAUGAAUACAGAAUCGGUGUGUGUGUGUGUGUGUGUGUGUGUGAAUCUACACGCAAUGCCGUAUGUAUACAAGUGAAAAUCUGAACUGGAAGGGUGAGGUGAAUGGUUGGUGGGAUAGGCUCACUGGGAGGGGGAACUCAAAGGUAGAGGGGACCUUUAUUUUGAAACCUUAUCAGAAAAAACAAUCUUUUCUUUAAAGACAAACACUGUUGUUUUUUUGUUUUUUUAAGACAAUACAUUUAUAUAAAAAGUAAAGCUUUACAAAAAAAUGGAUACAAAGAAAACUUGAAGAUUUGCACUUGUGUUAAAAAAGAAAGAUAAAAUAAAAAAACAAAUGAGGUUAGGUAUAGAGAUUAAUAUUUUGUGUGUGUGUGUGUGAGGGCUGCUGUGUAUCAGAAACAUACUAGUCUGCACAAUGUAUAUAUUUUUUCCAUUGCUUACCAAGAUGUACGUCAUUUGGUUCAAAUUAGAUACAUUUUUUCUUUUUCUUUCAUGAGUAGAACGUCUGUCCUCUUGUACAGAGGGACUUUCUUUGAAUACUUGUGUGUGAGACCGAGAGUGAGAGGGCAAUCCCACAACACAUCCUUCCUCUCACCAGCUCGUCAUCUCCAGAUAGACGUAGUGGAAACACAUACAUUUGUAGAGGAGGAUUAUGGCUUUAUGUUGUUGACCACCACUUGUUAUUUUUUGUAAAAAAAAAUUCUGUGUGAUUUUGGAGUAUGGGCUAUACCCCUCCCCUGUGGUCUUCUCUCAGCCACAGUCUCUGAGCCUCUGUGAGGUUUCAAACAGACAGUGGUAAGGAUCUUUAGUGUAUGUGUGUGUGUGUGUGUGUACGCCUGUGUCUUUACUAAUCAUAGGAAAGAAGUGAUCCCUACAGGUACUUAUAUCUGUGUGUGUGUGUGUGUGUAUAUAUAUGCAUGCACAUUUUUGCCUUAGAACUCUGAAAGGGUGAAUGGGAGGGAAUGUUCAAUGACCAUUGAGACAUGAACUACUUUUGAGUGUACUGUGAUGUUAAGUUAAAGGAGAAUUAAACUAUUGUUAGGGACCUAAUCUUUAUUUUUCAUGUAAAUGGCAUGUUAUUAGAAAGGGUCCAGACGACAUAUAUUUUUUUUUUUGCAAUUUCAUUUGGUUUUGAGAAACUUACCCAGAAGCGAUCGACUUCCUGGGCCUCAUUCUGAAGUUCCAGGACAUCCCAAAACAUGAAAAACGUGAGAGCUUUUCUGUUUGUAAAAGGAUGUUUUUGGAGCCUUUUCAUGUUUUUUGGAUGCCCCGGAACUCCCGGCUCGAGAAGUCAAUCCCUGCCGGGGUACAUUUUUCAACACCAAGUGAAAAGAAGGGCAAAAAGAAGGGUCUGUAAACCUUGUAUAACAUUCCAUUUACAUCCAAAAUAAAGAUUCUCUUAAGCGCUCUGCACAGUCAAUGUGCAUGUCAGUCAUGUAUCCUAAUAUUUCUAGUAUAGCCUGGGGAUGAAGAUGACUCUUCUUCUUUGUAAGGUUAGUCCGGUUUAGUUUUCCUGGGACGUGAUCACGUUGCCUUGUCGGCUUUCUUUAACUUGCGUGUGAAAGGUGUUGAGUUUCAGAUUCUGCUCAAAACAAUUGUCAUCAAACUGUCUGUGUACAGGACGGUGCACAACAUGUUAGCAUAUUCGUGUUACUUAUGGUUGUUGCUAUUGAUAAUGAUGGUGGUGACUUUUUUUCUGAAUAUAAAUGAACAUUUAUAUAUGAAUAUAUAUAUAUACAAAGAAAAAAAAAAGAUUUGGACUAAGAUUAUGAUAAGCACUUGGGGCUGCUUUUUUUUCUUCUUAAUUUGUUUUUGUUUCAUUACCGCCAUGUGAAGUGCGUUUUGUUAUUUCUUUCUUAAGAAAACUUUGAAUGUAUUCCCCCCCCAAAAAAAAAAAAA
Molecule: messenger RNA, 6584 nt
Organism: Oncorhynchus masou masou (cherry salmon)
Lineage: Eukaryota; Metazoa; Chordata; Actinopteri; Salmoniformes; Salmonidae
Product: GRB10-interacting GYF protein 1-like
Exons: 26
Coding region: 1168-4374 (1068 amino acids)
Biological process (GO): insulin-like growth factor receptor signaling pathway
Cellular component (GO): cytosol
Molecular function (GO): protein binding
Source: RefSeq, a predicted model, not a curated record